Molecule: messenger RNA, 788 nt
Organism: Amphimedon queenslandica
Lineage: Eukaryota; Metazoa; Porifera; Demospongiae; Haplosclerida; Niphatidae
Exons: 3
Coding region: 253-765 (170 amino acids)
Molecular function (GO): protein binding
Source: RefSeq, a predicted model, not a curated record
UACAUGUACAUGUAGCUAGAAAGAAAUCAAAUUUUAAUGUGACAUUAAUUUGACUGUUAAUAACCAGGAUGAGAUUAACAGAUUGAUACACAUUUAGCCCGGUUUUCAUUCCUAUAAAACCUUAUCAUGUUUUCUUAUCACUUGACAUAAUUUAUGAUUAUCAGUUAUAAUAGAAAAGAAUUAAAUAUUGACAUGUACAAUUUGCUAAGACAUUAAUUUGAUGUUAAAAUACACACACUGCCUCAACCACAAAUGUUAUUGUAUGCUUCUCCUUUUCUGUUAGUUUUCUCUAUACAAUAUGUAACCCUCUCCCUCUCUCUCCCCCUCCUCCUCCUACAGGUGUAUAAAGUGUCUCAUAUGUACAUGCCCAAUAGUUCAAUGAAGCUCUCCUCAUCAGUGGCUGGCCCGGUGACUCAGUUAGUGUUAAUGAAUGGACGUAUACUGACAACCAGUGGAGCUACACUAUCAGUAGUUGAUACUAGUAAUGGAGACACUGUAGAGUCAUUCACUGACCAUAAAGACACCAUCACUGAUAUAUAUGCUGAUAGUUAUCGUGUACUAACAUGUUCCAAGGAUUACUCCAUCAGAGUGUACAGGUGGUCCAAUAAUACAUUGAUCAGUUUAUAUCAGCUACUGGGAGGUUCAGUGGCUCACAAGACACAUGAUGGGUUCCAUAAGGUGUUAUGUUCCUCUGGUACUUGUAUUGGUGUGGCUGGUAAUAUCAUUAAAUUGUAUAAUUUCAAUGAAAACAUUAAGAGUUCAUAACUUGGGCAUGUUCGUGAGUGAGA